AUGUUUACUGUGAAAAUAGAAAGUGCCUCCCAAACAAAACAUAACCAGAAUGUGCUCUCAGCAAAAAGAUACGCUAAUAAUUCAGCUGUUUACCGCGGAAAAAUAUCUGGAAGAAUUCUAAGUGUGUUAUCGGCUCCAUUAGAAAGCCAUCAAAUGGCUAUGAGACCUUUAACUCAAGAACUCGCAAAGCGAGGGGCAAAUGUGGUUGUAGUAACUCCUCUGCCUGUAUUUACGAAUGAAAGUGUGCCAUCCAAUCUUCACGAAAUCGAUGUGAGUUAUACAACAAAUGAUGUUAACCAAAUACUGAUGGAACAUAUUAAAAAUGGAAUCGAUUUAGAUCUCAGGAGUCAAAAACAAUUGAUAAACAUGUACAGUACGGAAGUGAAUGCCGCGCAUUUAAAUAGCAAAGAAAUGCAAAAUGUAAUAAAUGAUAAAAACAACACUUUUGAUCUUAUAUUAUCUGAAGCCUCCCCCUGUAAAUUGAAUACAAUAUUAUCAUAUAUAUUUAAAGCACCAAUGAUCCAUAUAAGUUCUUUAGAAGCUCAUUUUAACCAUUUAAAUUUAGUAGGAGGUGUUGUUCAUCCACUAUUUUACCCAGACCAUACGCAAAAGAGAUUUAACAAUCUUACACUAUGGGAGAAAAUGAAAAACCUGAUCUAUUGUUUUUGGCUGGAACAAUUUGAAUAUCAUCAAGAAGAAAUGGAUACUAUUAAACUGUAUGAAAUGUUUGGUAACAACAUUCCAACUAUAACUGAAAUGAACAAUAAUCAAGACAAUGUAUUGUUAUUGAAUACACACAGAAUUUGGACAAACAAUCGGCCUGUUCCACUCAGUGUCAUAUAUUAUGGUGAAAUUGAUCAAUCUCCACAGAGACAAUUAGAGCAGGUUUUAAAAAGCUAUUUGGACUCAUCUCAAAAUGGUGUCAUAUACGUAAGUUUUGGAACAACAGUGACAGUAUCCGAUAUACCCGCAGAGAAGUUACAAAUGCUCUUAGAAGUGUUAUCAGAAAUGCCCUAUAAUAUUUUGUUCAAAUGCAAAAAAGAUCAGUUUUCGAGUUUACCAGGAAAUAUCAAAGUUCUGGAAUGGAUCCCCCAACCAGAACUUCUCAGACAUCCCAACGUCAAGCUAUUCAUCACUCAAGGAGGCAUACACUCUACACACGAAGCUAUAGCCGCUGAAGUUCCUUUAGUUGCAGUACCAAUAUUAGGAGAUCAAUUUUACAACGCUGAAAAAUAUAGAUAUCAUAAAAUCGGCGAAGUGAUUAAUUUACAAACAACUACAGUUGAGCAAUUUAAAAAAACAAUCGAAGUCGUCUUAGAAGAUGAAAGCUACCGGCAUAACAUCGGUAACCUGCGCAAGUGGUUGUCGGAUCAACCUCAGCCAUCACUAGAGCGCGCUGUGUGGUGGACGGAGCACGUGCUUCGAUACGGCGCUGCUCACUUGCGUUCACCUUCCGCGAACAUGUCUCACGCGGAAUAUUAUGAAGUGGAACUUAUUAUAAUUUUAUUUAUUAUCGUAUUAAUAAUUAGCUCAAUAUUAACUAACAACAAUAAUAAUCAAUCCACAAGAAAGCAAAACACCUAUCAAAAGAUCGACACAAAAAAGCGUAUAAGAUUCAGGGCACGUCGGUGCGUAGUUGUCAACGAACAAGUGACGGCAGAAUUUCAUUUCGACUCCCAAACGACAUCUGUGACUGGAACAAAAUAA
This is a messenger RNA of Galleria mellonella (greater wax moth), 1707 nucleotides long. Its product is annotated as UDP-glycosyltransferase UGT4-like. Gene Ontology annotation, molecular function: UDP-glycosyltransferase activity. The transcript is spliced from 6 exons. Lineage: Eukaryota; Metazoa; Arthropoda; Insecta; Lepidoptera; Pyralidae. The coding region runs from base 1 to 1707 and encodes 568 amino acids. The record is from RefSeq and is a predicted model, not a curated record.